ACUGUUUUUCUGGGCGGAGUCAAUAGCCGGUUCUUUCCGUGAAAACUCGUCGUUCAAAGUACAAGAAGAUCAGAUAAUGUUCCAGCUGGCCAGACGUUUAUCAAUCUCGUCUAUGGGCCAGAAAGUCACAGAACUGCGAUUUCCUGUCCCAUGGGGCCACAUCGCCGCCAAGUCCUGGGGUCCUCGUGAGGGGCGUCCGGUUCUGUGCCUGCAUGGCUGGUUGGACAACGCCAACUCUUUCGACAGGCUAAUACCACUGCUACCUCAAGAAUGCCAGUAUCUAGCGAUGGAUUUCCCAGGACAUGGACUCUCAUCACACAGAUCUCCUGGAGCCCAUUACAGCUUCCCAGCCUAUGUGAACGACGUUCUCAGAGUAGCUAAAGCGUUAGAAUGGAAGACGUUUUCAAUUCUGGGUCACAGCAUGGGUGGCAACGUGGCUUGUUUGUUCAGUGCGCUGUUUCCAGAGAUGGUGGAUAAGCUGGUCAUACUGGAUGCCUACGGAUUCUUACCCACAGAGGCUGAUGAAAUCCCCCGGCUGGUUCGUAAAGGAAUGGAGGAGAUGUUGGGGUACGAGAGCGAGGCGAGGCCAGGGAAAGUCUACCCCCCCGAGGAGGCGUGUCAGAGGCUCCUCUCUGCUAACUCCUCCCUGUGUGAGGAAUCAGCUCUCAUCCUGCUGCAGAGAGGCAGCACUGAGGUGCCCGGAGGGCUUGUAUUUAACCGUGAUUUCCGACUUAACCUGACAAACAUUGCGAGGGUAACUCUAGAGCAGAGCCUGCAGUUACAGAAGAGAAUCACCGCCAGUGUCCUGAUUGUGCUGGCCGAUGAGGGAAUUCGGAAAAUGGCAAUAUUGAACCCGGAUAAGCUGCUGCAGGGAUUUCGAGACUCGCUCGGAGAGUCUCAUUUCCGUUUGGAGUCAGUUCCAGGGAACCACCACGUGCAUCUCAACCAGCCCGAGAAAGUGUCCCCGAUCGUGGGGAGAUUCCUGAGCAGCCCUGCAUGGAGCUCCAGCAUCGACAGCGCUGCCAAACUGUGACCCCGCUGAGACCCCAGAACCAGAACCAGACCCCGCUGAGACCCCAGAACCAGAACCAGACCCCGCUGAGACCCCAGAACCAGAACCAGACCCCGCUGAGACCCCAGAACCAGAACCAGACCCCGCUGAGACCCCAGAACCAGAACCAGACCCCGCUACAGACCCCAGAACCAGAACCAGACCCCGCU
Acipenser ruthenus (sterlet) is the source of this 1221-nucleotide messenger RNA. Its product is annotated as serine hydrolase-like protein. Lineage: Eukaryota; Metazoa; Chordata; Actinopteri; Acipenseriformes; Acipenseridae. The record is from RefSeq and is a predicted model, not a curated record. The transcript is spliced from 13 exons. The coding region runs from base 77 to 1033 and encodes 318 amino acids.